UUCAAAUCAUCCGUGGCUGAAGGAGUUCAGAAUUGUAUUGGACAAAAAUGGACACACGAUGAUUUUAGUGACUUUACAGUUGUUGUAGAGGACAUGGAGUUCCACUGUCAUAAAUUUAUUCUAAGCGCUUGCUCUAGUUUCUUUAACGGACUUCUACGGGCUGAGAUGAGGGAAAGCUUAGAGAAUCGGGCUGUGCUGAAGUCUAUGAGCAAAGAAACGUUUGCUGUCGUCAUCAAUGCUGUUUAUAAAGUUGAAAAUGGUUUGACGAAGGAAAAUAUUAUACAGGUGUGGCAAGCAAUCUGUUUUUUGGACAUUUCAUUUCUUAUAGAAAUGUGUAUUUUUUAAGUAAAGAUGUUUCAUUAACUAAUUUUGAAAUCUGUUAUGAAAAUGCAAAUUUGUUAGAAUCUAAAUAUGUUGUGAAAAAUUCACAUAAUUAUAUGAUUACACAUUUCCAAAAUAUUAAGGAUACAAAGACAUUCUUUGAACUAUCUGCUGAUGAGAUCUGUAACAUAGUAGACAGUCACUUCCUUAAAGUAGAUUCCGAAGAUGUUGUUAUUGAAUCGAUUCUUCAGUGGAUCAAU
Messenger RNA from Lymnaea stagnalis (great pond snail), 581 nucleotides. The record is from the annotation of a GenBank genome assembly. Lineage: Eukaryota; Metazoa; Mollusca; Gastropoda; Lymnaeidae.